Molecule: messenger RNA, 1927 nt
Organism: Schistocerca piceifrons (Central American locust)
Lineage: Eukaryota; Metazoa; Arthropoda; Insecta; Orthoptera; Acrididae
Product: dentin sialophosphoprotein-like
Exons: 8
Coding region: 23-1927 (634 amino acids)
Source: RefSeq, a predicted model, not a curated record
CGACCCAUUCGCGCCGCGACGCAUGGAGUUGGCAGGCGUCGUUGAUGACGCGGCCGUCGACGGCGUCGCGGGCUCCAGCCUCGCCUGCCUGUUGGCGCCAGCUGACGAUGCCGAGACACCGUGGAGCAAGAGUGGCAGUUCAAGUUAUGGAGUAGGGGCCAACAGUGGGGCGACCAAAGAUACCGGCCAGUAUGACCGCAGACUCAGCGGCAGCUCGGGCUCCACGCCGGGCUCUGGCUACCGCAGCGGCAGCAGCUCCUGCGGCGGCAGCGGCAGUGGCUACCACAGGGAUCUGUCCUCGGACCGCAAGUACGGCUCGCAGCUCGACCCGCCGGCUGGCCGCGACCACUCCUCUACCAGGACUGGCUCCUACUCUGACACCAAGUACGGCACCUACCCGCACAGGAGCAGGGCGGACGCCAGCCACGGACCCCCGGUGACGCUGCCGCCUACGACGAGCAGCGGCCGGCGGUCACGUGACCCCAGCCCCAGCACCGAGACGCCAGGCGGCAGCUCCACCCUGCCGCUGCAGCUGCAGCUGCGCAUGCUCUCGCACCGGCCCUCCUACUCGCGCUCUACGUCGCGGGAGUCCGCACCCACAUCCCCAUCCACUUCCAGUCCCGGCUCCAGCAGGUUCUCCAGCGCGACGCUGCCGCGCAGCCCGCACGCCGACAAACCGGCGCCCGUCUUCGGCAGGACCGACGACAGCGCCUCUACCGACCGCGAACGGACCUCUUCGUAUACGCCCUACUCUGCCAGGUCCAGGAAUGAGGAGCGCUCCCCGUACCUGUCGUCGCUGCUGUCCAGCAAAUCGGACGAGCGGCCCAGCAGGGCGGAGGAGCGGCCCUCCGGCUCGCCCUACCGCCCUCCGCUGCUGGGCUCCUCCCCCUCUCUCGGCUCCACGUCUGCCAGGACGCGCCCAGAGGAGCGCAGCCCCUACCGGACCUCCAACAGCACGGACUCUCGGGCACUCGGCCCCACCGCGUCCUACCUCAGCCACACCAACGGGCCUCUGCGCUCCAGGCUAGACAACUCAACAGCAACCACAGCCUCACGAGAAGACAAGACUAACACCACGACCACCAACAAGGUGCAGGAUGGAAAGGCGGACGAGGAGAGCUCCAGCGAAGAGGAGGAGUCUGAGACGGAGGAGUCCGAGUCAGAGAGCAGCGAGGAGGAAGAGGACGCAAAGCAGAAGGCGGUGCGGCGCCGCCCCUCGCAGACGGUGUUCGUGACGGUGGUGUCGCGCGGCACGUCGCCCACGCCGCCCUCGGCCUCGCCGUCGCCCUUCCUGCGCAGCCGGCGCGCCGAGCUGGCCCGCGUGCUCGAGCGCACCGUGGCGCGCCCCAGCGCCGCCGCCCGGCCACGAACCCAGGACUGCGGCGUGCAGUCCGACCGCGGCGACGACACAUCGCGCACCUCGCGCUUCGCCGGCGCCUCGCGGCCCUCCCCCUGGACCUCCUACCUGGACAGGUACUCUUCCUCGCGUUACUCGUCGGGCAGUGGCUCCUCCCGCGUGGGCGGCUACUCGCUGGCGUCAUCCUCCCCACGGACGUCGGCCUCCCUCUCUUCGGACAGCCUGGCGUCCAACGUGACCAGCGCUGCCAAGUCGCCGAGCGCGCCAUCGGUUUCCGGUGACUCUGCACAAGACUCGACCAAGGACAAGGACAAGGACAAGGAUAAGGCCGCUGCGGCCUCGAGCGCCAGCGCACCCAGCACGCCAUCCGCCGAGGCGCCCUCCAAGGGCGUGACGCGGGCCAUCUCGUUCAAGAGCCUGCCCAGGACCAGGACCUCCCCGGACUCCAAGGACGAGAACGGCACGUCCAGCCCCAGCGGCAGCGCCACCGCCAGCGCCGCCGAGGCGGGGAAGCCGCCCGCGCUCAGCCGCGCCGCCUCCUCCAGGAACGUCUCCUCCAUCAUAGCCUGA